This is a messenger RNA of Fonsecaea pedrosoi CBS 271.37, 498 nucleotides long. RefSeq lists its product as uncharacterized. The record is from RefSeq and is a predicted model, not a curated record. Gene Ontology annotation, cellular component: cytoplasm; mitochondrion; peroxisome. Gene Ontology annotation, biological process: cellular response to oxidative stress; hydrogen peroxide catabolic process; cell redox homeostasis. The transcript is spliced from 4 exons. Bases 1 to 498 code for a protein of 165 amino acids. Gene Ontology annotation, molecular function: thioredoxin peroxidase activity. NCBI's taxonomy places the organism in Eukaryota, Fungi, Ascomycota, Eurotiomycetes, Chaetothyriales, Herpotrichiellaceae.
AUGGCCGGGCUCAAAGAGGGGGACCAGUUUCCUCCUGAUGUUGUCUUCUCUUAUAUUCCCUACACCCCCGAAAGCUCUGCUAUUACCAGCUGUGGCAUCCCACAAAACUACAAUGCCUCCAAGGAAUGGGCGGAUAAGAAAGUCGUCCUCUUCGCCGUCCCCGGCGCUUUUACUCCAGGUUGCAGUGUCAGGCACCUGCCCGGUUACAUUGACGCGCUUCAAGAACUCAAAGGAAAGAAAGUGGAUAUAGUGGCCGUUUUGGCGUAUAACGAUGCUUUCGUGAUGAGCGCCUGGGGGAAGGCGAACGGUAUCAAGGAUGAGAUUCUGUUCCUUUCUGACCCCGAGACCAAAUUUUCCAAGUCCAUCGGCUGGACUCUCGGUGAACGAACCGCGCGGUAUGCCAUCAUCAUCGACCAUGGAAAGGUCGUUUACGCAGAGAAGGAACCUGGACGGGACAUUACAGUUUCCUCGGCCGCAGCUGUGCUUGCCAAACUAUGA